AUGGGGCUAUAUCUGAUGGCUAUGGAUGCUCCAUGGAUUUUUUCCAAGCUUGUUGAGAGGUGGUCUAAGAGGGUCUUUCAUGACGAAGUUGUGCCUCACUUGGAGCCUGGAAUGGUUCCAUCAACUGUAGAUCCGGAUGCAACUGGAAUUGCAGAAAGAGGACCAAAGUUACCCAAAAGGCCUGUCCGUAUCAGUGCCUGGAAACUUGCAAGGUUAGAUUCUAAUGAAGCCAUGAGAGCAGCAGCCAAAGCCAGGGCAUCGUCCUCUGUUCUACGGCCAGUUGAUAACUGCCAUUUACAGGAUCCAGAUUUAAGCUCCAGUGGCAACAUGAGCAUCCGAAGUAGUGUGAGCACUGAAAUGGGGUCAAAUAAAGAGAUAAAGAAUGAUAUGAGAUUAUCUUCCUUGAGGAAAUCUUUUGCUCCGAGCCAAGGUGGCCGGGAUGAGUAUGAAACAGGGACUCAAAGUGUGAGCAGCUUCAGCAGUCCAAGCCAUGUUCAUGAAGCGGUAACCCUUAGUCCUCUACCUCAAGGUCAUGGUUUGGGUCGUUUUAGUGCAGUUAGCUCUUUCCCAAACUUAGCUCACGAUCCUCCAUUAACAUCCAAGGCAUCUUUUGCAAAUGUCAACACCUCGACGUCCCAUCCUUUGGGAUCUGAUGAAAAGACCAUGCAGAAGCGGAGUACUGAUUCUUUACUGCUUUCAGCUCCAGCUACUUCUAUUCUUAGAGAUGUUAAAAGGACAUCUGUUGUCUGGGACCAAGAAGCUGGGAGAUUCGUGUCAAUUCCAGUAUCAGCUUUGGAAGCUAGAAACAGAUCAUCCACACAAAUAGGAUUGCCAAGUUCUAGUGCAGAAACAAGCAUUUAUAACAGAAGGCCCGUUUUUCCACCGCAAGAAUCUUCAUCUUCUGCAGUGAACGCUCCAGUUCCACAAGCAGAGAAGCUGAUGUACACAGGAGACUCUAUAUUCUUUGGUGGUCCGCUUUUGAGCUUACCAGUAAGGGAAAAUUUGAAGAACGAACGAAUGUUGGGUUCUAGAGAGUGCCAAGAGAGAUUGGCCCUUAAUUUAUCUCGGGAGUCUAGAUUCAAAAGGGAUUCAGCGUCAAACCAGCUUCCCGUGUUUGUCCCAAUAACUUUCGAGCAUAAGCCCCCAUCUGGCUCCGGUUCAUAGUAAGUAGCUUUAAGCCUAUGAUUGAACUUCAAACAAAAUGUACGUGCAAUUUUUUUUCCAGAUAGGUGGGUUGGCUUGUGAAUGGACUGUGAAACUGAGGAAACUUCUGUCAGGAGCUGCUCUGAGACCCCCCUGGCCUCCAACGCAUUUUGAUUGGAACUGUUUGUGCAAACAUGAUUGUAUCAAGAUGUUCCAAGCAAAUUCUUGGAUACAAACUUCUCAAUUCGCAUCACUGGCUUAUAGUGAAGCUUGUUUCCUUUUAUGCAUCGGUUUACGUGAAGUUCGUUAAUGAGAA
This is a messenger RNA of Juglans regia (Persian walnut), 1459 nucleotides long. Its product is annotated as probable protein S-acyltransferase 19. Bases 1 to 1164 code for a protein of 387 amino acids. The transcript has 2 exons. Lineage: Eukaryota; Viridiplantae; Streptophyta; Magnoliopsida; Fagales; Juglandaceae. The record is from RefSeq and is a predicted model, not a curated record.